AUGGCUGCUACUAGUACCAAUGCGGGGCUCCGCGGAACGCGCAAUCUGCUUCUCCUUCCGCUCGCCUUCCUGCUGCUCCUCGCCGCCAGCGCCGCGCAGCCCGUCCUUCACGCAUCCCCCUCCGCCACCGGCUCGCCGCGCAACAUCGCCCGCCGUGCGCUCGCUGGCGCGCAUUCCGCCGUAUCCCCGCACAGGCAGGAGCGCCGCAAGCUGUUCAGCUGGGACGGCGUGACCGUCGAUCAGAUCAUUGCCGGCAGCCUGGGCACGAUCGACGGUCCAGAGGACGACGAGGUGACGACGAAGAUCGUGGAGAUAUUCAUGAACGCGGGGUACAACGUGAUGGUCAUUCAGAGCGACCACUCCGUGCAGGGCGACCCGGCGUCCGCGGCGGUGGAGGUGUGGCACUUCUGGGAUAACUCCGAGUUCACCGUGUAUUACAAGCAGGGCCCCUUCUCUGUGGAGAAUCUUGGGAAUGGCGGGUAUGAGAACUGGGCGUUCGGAGGCAACUGGGUGCGCUACGGCGCGGAUGAGAAGGUCGUCGUGUUCUCCUGA
Messenger RNA from Closterium sp. Yama58-4, 552 nucleotides. The record is from the annotation of a GenBank genome assembly. Lineage: Eukaryota; Viridiplantae; Streptophyta; Zygnematophyceae; Desmidiales; Closteriaceae.